UUCAAAAUCACAUUAAAAAGCACACGAGACAACCUUGUAACGAAAAGCAAAUUCCUGUCCGUACGAAGCCAUGGAGCUUAGCCCGACUUCCCGCGCUCCUUUCCCACACAAACCAACCGAUGUCCUCUUCUUUCUCCCUCCCUCUCUCCCCAUCUCCAUUUUGACUCUUUCCUUUUCUCUCUCUCUCUCCCUCUCUCUCUCCCCACACACACACAGCAUUCUCUUUCCCAAAACAAUGGGUGAACGGCUCGAAGAAGAUGACAGAGAGGCGUUGGCGGCACUAGCAGACGCGCCGCCUCACCGGAAGGCACAUUCCUACAGCCACCAAUUGCGCAGCAACACCGGCGGCUAUUACAAGCGCCACCACCAACUCCGCAACCACAGCCUCGAAGAGGACCGAAUCCCUCGUAACAUUGAGCGCUACUACGACUCCUCCGACGAUGACUUCUAUCCCUACGCCACCGCCACCGGCUCCACUGCUUCUUCUGGUCCUGGUCCUGGAGACCCUGGGUCCGAAGACUACCAGAAGCUCGAUCGCAGCCCCGACGACGAACUCCGCCAUUCUAUGACGGAGUUCGUGGCCAGCGGCGGCGGCACCGGGAUCUUCAAGGUCCCGGGGCGAGCUGCAGUCCAUCCGGGGCGUCCGCCGGGGCUGGAGCUGAGGCCACACCCGCUGAGGGAGACUCAGGUUGGGAAAUUCUUGAGAACCAUUGCUUGUACGGACAGCCAGCUUUGGGCUGGUCAAGAGUCCGGGGUUAGGUUUUGGAACCUGAUGGAUGCGUACCAUCUUGGUAUUGGAGUAGGAGGUAGGGCUCGGAGAGGGGAUGAGGAUGCUGCACCCUUCUACGAAUCCGGAAACACUUCGCCUACAAUGUGUUUGAUUGUUGAUUCUGGUACUAAAUUGGUUUGGUCUGGCCAUAAGGAUGGUAGGGUUAGGUCUUGGAAGAUGGAUCAACCUGUUGUUGAUGAUUCUCCUUUCAAGGAAGGUCUCUCUUGGUUGGCUCACCGCGGUCCCAUUCUUUCCAUGGUCAUAAGUUCUCAUGGUGACCUAUGGUCAGGUUCUGAGGGUGGAGUUAUAAAGAUUUGGCCGUGGGAAGCGAUUGAUAAAUCUCUCUCUCUCUCGCCAGAGGAAAAACACAUGGCUACAUUACUGGUGGAAAGAUCAGCCAUUGACCUUAGAAGCCAAGUUACAGUUAAUGGUGCCUGUAGUAUAUCUUCUUCAGAUGUGAAGUGCUUGUUAUCUGAUAAUGUUAGAGCUAAAGUGUGGGCAGCUGGGUCUUUAUCCUUGUCCAUGUGGGAUGCUCGUACAAGGGAACUUGUAAAAGUAUAUAAUGUAGAUGGUCAGACUGACAAUAAAGGUGAAGUGUCAUCGGUUCCAGAUCAAGUAGCUGAAGAUGAGAUGAACGUGAAGUUUGUUUCCAAGUCAAAAAAGGAGAAACCCCAAGGAAGUAGCUUUCUGCAACGUUCACGUAAUGCUAUAAUGGGAGCUGCAGAUGCUGUUCGUCGGGUUGCUACUAAGGGUACAGGGGCAUUUGCAGAAGAUGCUAAAAGAAUAGAAGCACUAGUGCUAACUGUAGAUGGAAUGAUAUGGAGUGGAUGUUCGAAUGGCUUACUUGUGCAGUGGGAUGGAAAUGGAAAUCGCUUGCAAGAUUUCCAUCACCAUCCUUGUACUGUUCAAUGCUUUUGCACUUUGGGGUCACGAAUAUGGGUUGGUUAUGUGAGUGGUAUGGUCCAGAUACUAGAUCUGGAGGGAAAUCUAAUUGCAGGUUGGGUUGCUCAUAAUAAUCCUAUAAUAAAAUUAGUUGUUGGGAGAGAUUAUGUUUAUAGUUUGGCUACUCAUGGUGGCAUACGUGGAUGGAACAUCUCAUCUCCUGGACCAAUAGAUAACAUACUGCGGUCAGAUUUGGCUAAAAACGAACUGAUGUACAAAAGACAAGAAAAUGUUAAAAUAUUGGUUGGCACAUGGAAUGUUGGUCAAGGAAGAGCCUCUCAUGAUGCACUUAUGUCAUGGCUGGGUUCUGUAGUGUCUGAUGUUGGCAUUGUUGUUGUUGGGUUGCAAGAGGUGGAAAUGGGUGCAGGUUUUUUGGCAAUGUCUGCAGCAAAAGAAACUGUAGGACUUGAAGGGAGUUCCGUUGGGCAAUGGUGGCAGGACACAAUUGGAAAGAUCUUGGAUGAAGGAUCGAAUUUUGAACGCGUAGGAUCUAGACAGCUGGCAGGCUUGCUAAUAGCUAUCUGGGUAAGAAAGACUCUUAGAACAUAUGUUGGGGACUUGGAUGUUGCAGCUGUUGCUUGUGGCUUAGGUCGUGCAAUUGGUAAUAAGGGGGGUGUAGGUUUGAGGUUGAGAGUAUAUGAUCGCAUAAUGUGUUUUGUUAACUGUCACUUGGCUGCACAUUUGGAAGCAGUUAAUCGCCGCAAUGCCGACUUUGAUCAUAUUUAUCGGACAAUGGUCUUCAGCCGCUCAUCUAACCUCCUUAAUACUGCUGCUGUUGGUGUCUCAACUUCUGUUCAAAUGCUUCGGGGUUCAAAUGAUGGGGAAAAAAAUCCCGAAGAGGGAAGACCCGAUUUAGCUGAUGCUGAUAUGGUCAUAUUUUUGGGUGAUUUUAAUUAUCGGCUUUUUGGAAUAUCUUAUGAUGAAGCAAGGGAUUUUGUUUCACAAAGAAGCUUUGACUGGCUUAGAGAAAAGGAUCAACUUAGAGCAGAGAUGAAAGCUGGCAAAGUUUUUCAAGGAAUGCGUGAGGCACUCAUCAAAUUUCCUCCUACUUACAAGUUCGAAAGGGGAAAAGCGGGUUUAGGAGGAUAUGAUUCUGGAGAGAAGAUACUUCCUGCUUGGUGUGACAGGAUACUAUAUCGUGACAACCGGUCAUCGUCUACAUCGGAGUCCACUUUAGAGUGCCCUGUAGUAGCUUCAAUAUUGCAGUAUGAGGCUUGUAUGGAUGUGACAGAAAGUGAUCACAAACCUGUGCGGUGCAAACUCAAUGUUGAGAUUGCACGUGUUGAUAGAUCAGUGAGGAGAGAAGAGUUUGGGAAGGUUAUGAAAAGCAAUGAUAAAAUCAGGUCUUUACUUCAAGAAUUAUGUUUCGUUCCAGAAACGGUUGUCAGUACCAAUUACAUUAUCCUUCAAAACCAAGAUACAUCCAUUCUAAAAAUCACCAACAAAAGCGGGGCAGAUAAUGCUAUAUUUCAAAUUAUAUGUGAAGGUCAGUCUACCAUUAAAGAGGAUGAACAACCUACAGAGUAUUAUCCAAGAGCUUCCUUUGGUUUUCCCCGUUGGCUUGAGGUGUUACCAGCAGCUGGGAUAAUCAAACCUGAUCAAGUAGUUGAGAUCUCGGUACAUCAUGAAGAAUUCCAUACCCUAGAAGAUUUUGUUGAUGGGGUUCCACAAAGCUGGUGGUCUGAAGACACCAGAGAUAAAGAAGUGAUAUUGGUGGUGAAUGUAAAAGGCAGUUGCUCAAUUGAGACAAGAUGUCAUAGAGUUCGUGUGCGUCAUUGCUUCUCAGCAGCAGCCAAGCCAGUCCUUAUUGAUUCAAGAAAUAACAGUUCUAGAAAAUCCCGAGAGAAUUCCCAUCGCCUUCGGCAUGUUGGCAGUGCCAAUGAUUUGGGUGAUGAGCCUCGAAGUCUACAUGGUACUGAAAACACAGGGAAAAAGAAAGAGAAAGAAACUGAAAAUACAGGAAAAAAGAAAGAAAAGGAAACUGAAAAUACAGGAAAAAAGAAAGAAAAGGAAACUGAAAAUACAGGAAAAAAGAAAGAAAAAGAAUCUGAAAAUACAGGGAAAAAGAAAGAAAAAGAAUCUGAAAAUACAGGGAAAAAGAAAGAAAAAGAAUCUGAGAAAAUACAGGGAAAAAGAAAGAAAAAGAAUCUGAACAUACAGGGAAAAAAAAAGAAAAAGAAACUGAAAAAAAAACAGGGAAAAAAAUGGAUAAAUGAAGUAGAGCCGGGAGAAGCGAAAACAGAAUGUUUAUCUACUGCAAAUUUUUAUAAGAAAAAAGGCUGUUCAAUUUCCUCAUCAUCAUCAGACAGCAGCAGUAAGAAUGUUGAUGUAAAUACUUAG
Molecule: messenger RNA, 4051 nt
Organism: Camellia sinensis
Lineage: Eukaryota; Viridiplantae; Streptophyta; Magnoliopsida; Ericales; Theaceae
Product: type I inositol polyphosphate 5-phosphatase 13-like
Biological process (GO): phosphatidylinositol dephosphorylation
Molecular function (GO): protein binding; phosphatidylinositol-4,5-bisphosphate 5-phosphatase activity
Source: RefSeq, a predicted model, not a curated record